GCUCAUGUUUGGCCCACAGCCAAAAACCGUUGACUUCAGUGCUGAAGUGUUCCCCCCAACCCUAGAGGUCUUGGGAAUGUUUGCGUCACAAAAGGAAGAAAAUGAAGAGUAUCCAGAGGAUGAAUGGGAGGAUGAGGACUAUGUUCGAUGCUUCAAAUCUCUUCUCUUGGAAAAGGGUGUCUCAACUUUGCCUAGCCUCAGAAUGAUCGCUCAUCCGGACAAUCUGAGACUCCUGGAGCCUCUUGUUCAAACGGCAACAGAUCGUGGUGUGCACGUAGCCCUCACGCAAACGGACCUAGAGUCUCUUCCCAUCUAA
Messenger RNA from Acaulospora colombiana, 316 nucleotides. The record is from the annotation of a GenBank genome assembly. Lineage: Eukaryota; Fungi; Glomeromycota; Glomeromycetes; Diversisporales; Acaulosporaceae.